Molecule: messenger RNA, 1261 nt
Organism: Mytilus trossulus (common blue mussel)
Lineage: Eukaryota; Metazoa; Mollusca; Bivalvia; Mytilida; Mytilidae
Exons: 6
Coding region: 161-949 (262 amino acids)
Source: RefSeq, a predicted model, not a curated record
AUUACAGGUUUAGACAUUUGACAGUAACAGACCUACACAAAACCACAGAUCAAAGUUGAAUGGCGCAUGUGUCCUGAAACUAAUUCAUCUAAUUUGAAUUUACCGUUUCUAUCAGAACUUAGAGUACCAAUACAAAACUAAACCAAAACUAAGUGAUAUCAUGGAACAAAUUACAAAUAUGGAAUGCAUAGACUUUCGAUUUCUUCCAAGGACCAAUACUUCACAUACACCAGAUGCACUAUUAAGUACGACUCAAAGAACAGUAGGACAGAAAGUAUACCUCACGUGCCCUGAAGACUAUAAAUUGAUUGGACGAGAUAUUAUCACGUGCUUAAGUUCUGGUAGAUGGAAUGUAGAGGCGCAACCUCACUGUACAGAUGAAACAUUUGCUAUGUCAGACUCUACAAAACUUUACAUUGGUGUAUUUUGUGCCUGUGGAGCAUUGUUUCUAUUUGCUGUUACUAUACUGAUAGCGAAACUAACGUGUUUUAGUGACAAAGAACUUCGAAGGAGAAGAACAGACGGCUUAGGGACACAGUCAGUUGAUUCUAUGACAUAUGUUCACGAUAUAAAAGAUCAUCCUCCUGCUGUCAUUAGUGUUGCAGAGGACGGGUCAGAGGUCGGCAUCAUUAGACCAUUUGAGACAUUUAUAAACCCUGCGUAUUACCAACAACCCCGUCCUCGUUUAUCAAGUCAUUCUCGAUCUACCGGAAGUACUCUUGAAAGCGAGGCUGACUACGAUGCACCAUGGAGUACAGGGUCACCAGAUGAACGACAAUGUUGUCACACGAACACGAACUGUCAUGAACCUGUGGAUAGACGGUGGAGCGAUCGUAGUAUAAAGGCCAUGAAUAAUUAUGAUUAUGAAAGGUAUGGUAGAAUACCACGAAUCAAUCCAAAUAAUGCGCCAGUAUUUGAGUUACCGGAAGAUGAUCAGACGCCAUUUUGAUUUUCGAAAACUCUCCGGCGUAUUCUAUCGCAGCGAUCGUCUCCCCUAUAUAAGAUCUCACUCAACAGUAUAUGCGUCUGAAUAAGUUAAUUUUCAAGGAAAUGAGACAUUAAAUGGAUAUAUGUUUAACAUGUUUAACGUGUGAUGAAAUUGUCUUGUGUUAGGCAUAUAUUAUGUGAUGCCAUUUGUCUUGGAAAAAAGUAUUUAUUUGUAUUUUUUGUUUACAUCAAUGACCUAUGCAAUUUAGUUAUUUAUAUUUUUAUGAUUAUAUUAAUCCCAAAUUCAAAUAUGUAUGUGUAAAUAAAUAUAAAC